AAACAACACAAAACUGAAUAACAACCGGAAACUUGAGCAACAAAACUUCCGACGCUAAGAGAAAUGGCAACGUCCUCUGUUCUGUCCACCUUCGCUGCGGCGGCAAUUACGUUGCAACUACUCUUAUCUCCUGCUUCAGCUUCCCCUCACAUGAAAUACAUUGACGCCAUCUGCGAUCGUUCCCAUGACCAAGCUUUCUGCGUUAAAACUUUGACUACCAAUCCCCCUACAGCUGCUCCCAUUGGCCUGCUUCCAUUGUCGGAGGCUGUGAUCAACUUGGCCAUAUCCCACGCGGAGAAGACAGCGAUUUUCGUAGAUGAGACUGCGAAGAAAGAUCCAACGGUGAAGGUUGCAUUUACAGAGUGCCACAAGGCCUACUUGGCCGUGGCAGCUGAUCUCAAGAGUGCAAAUGUGAAGCUCAAGGCAUCCCCCGACACGGCUAACUACGACGUCAGGGCUUCCAGUGACAGCAUGAGGCGCGUGAAUGAAUUGGUUGGGAAAAACACUGACAAGGCUUCAACCACGCUCAAGGAAAUGACAGUGCAGAUGGAGAAACUACUUGAUCUUGCAGCUGGAGCCGCCGAUGCCGUUGAUGACGACGAUGAGAACAUGCGCCUUCGCGUCUAAUGGAUGUUAAACCGAGCGGGUUUCGUUUUUUUUGGUUCAUAAUACAAAUGGAAAUAAGUAAAUGAAUAUGUAUACAUCACAUAGAAACUGUGUUAUGGUAAAUUAGUAAUUCAGUUUUUGAAAUAAUGUGGUUAAGUUUUGCAUCUCUUACUAAUUUUGUAUCUAUCUAAUUUCUGGAGCAGGAAAAUGACUCCGAUUUUUUUUUUUUAAAAAGGUAUACUUAAUUAACCAGACUACCAGAGUAGUAGUGUGCUCGGUGUCAAUUGUUAACAAAACAAGACGAGAGCAACGAAUUAAGAAGAUUUACAAGUGUUGUAGACUUGUAGUUGACUUAAAAUUAUGCAUGGUUAAUCGAGCCGUAUAUAUUUGAAGAUUCAGAAGAAUGUCACAUGAUGAAUAUUUUCGAUAAUAAUAUCAGGCUUAAGACUUAUAUAAGAUGACAACAUGUCUACGUUUUAUAAUAUGAGAAAUAAGAAAAAAGGA
Molecule: messenger RNA, 1110 nt
Organism: Arabidopsis thaliana (thale cress)
Lineage: Eukaryota; Viridiplantae; Streptophyta; Magnoliopsida; Brassicales; Brassicaceae
Gene: APPB1
Product: Plant invertase/pectin methylesterase inhibitor superfamily protein
Exons: 2
Coding region: 64-627 (187 amino acids)
Molecular function (GO): enzyme inhibitor activity
Source: RefSeq, marked reviewed